GCAAGAGAAGGGCUCUGUACCACCAUGACCGGAGGACUGGCUGCUUUGAUUCUCCUAAGUACAUUUUCUCUGAUUCAAACUGCAGAGGUUGCUGAGCAGAUCUCUUUGACUGUGGUUGAACCUGGUGGUAGUUUGAAUCUGACAUGUCCGUUGUUUGGAAAUGAAGCUGGGUUGUUUUACUGGUAUAAGCUGAAGUUUGGAUAUAUGGUCCAAACAGUUGCAGCGGGGACUUUUAGGACAGUAAAUCUUCAGGGACAAUUUGACAACUCAAGAUUCACAGUCACAAAAGUGAACAGUCAGUAUGUUCUCAACAUCAGAAAUGUGAGCAAAGAAGACGAAGCAACAUACUUCUGUCAAGCAGGAUCGGCAUACAUAAUGAAGUUCAUCAAUGGCACACUUUUGUUUGUGAACGAUCAUAAAAAUCAGCACAAAUCUUGCUAUGUGGAACAAAGUCCGGAGACUAAGUUGGUCCAGGCGGGCAACUCAGUGACUCUCCAGUGUUCACCUCUCUCCGGGAACCACACACAAGAUGAGUGCCAAGGUGAACACAGUGUGUACUGGUUCAAAUAUGGAUCUGGAGAACCAAGCAUUAGGACUUACUACUGUGCUGUGGUCACACGUGGAGAGAUCCUGUUUGGUGAAGAUACUAAAGAAGAGACAAUACUACGGCUACGGCGGCAGAACGGGGCCCGCUGCCUGCCUGCCUCACGCACCUCCCUCGCUACGUGA
Epinephelus moara (kelp grouper) is the source of this 729-nucleotide messenger RNA. RefSeq lists its product as uncharacterized. The record is from RefSeq and is a predicted model, not a curated record. The transcript has 4 exons. Lineage: Eukaryota; Metazoa; Chordata; Actinopteri; Perciformes; Serranidae. Gene Ontology annotation, biological process: response to bacterium. The coding region runs from base 25 to 729 and encodes 234 amino acids.